Acanthoscelides obtectus is the source of this 1488-nucleotide messenger RNA. Lineage: Eukaryota; Metazoa; Arthropoda; Insecta; Coleoptera; Chrysomelidae. The record is from the annotation of a GenBank genome assembly.
AUUACUAGAAACACCACUUUCCGACUUGGAACAUUUAGAAACAAAAAUGGGGCUAAAACUGUUCCACUUUCCAGUUUGUUUAAUAACUCUUCAUUUCUCUUCUAGGUGUGUUUUGACUGUAACGCCAAGAAUCCAACAUGGUCCAGCGUCACUUAUGGCAUUUUUAUAUGUAUAGACUGCUCAGCCAUCCAUCGCAGUUUAGGGGUGCAUUUGACAUUCGUGAGGUCUACACAGUUGGACACUAACUGGACAUGGCUACAGUUGAGGCAGAUGCAACUUGGUGGAAAUAGCAAUGCAUUGCAAUUUUUCAGUCAACACAAUUGUACCACAACGGAUGUACAGAAGAAAUAUAAUUCAAGAGCUGCUCAGUUGUACAAAGAUAAAUUGAAUCAAGCUGCCAUAGCUUCAGUGAAAUCCAAUCCACAUCUUCACAUUACUUCAUCUCAUGAAAACCAUGACAAAUCAAAUGCAAAUAAUGCCACAUUGGACAUUUUUGCUGAACACGAGCAACUUGCAUCUAAAGAAGUGCCAGUUGAAGAGGACUUUACACCAAAAAUUACUAAAAAGGAAAUGAUGAAUUUGGAAGAUGGACCUAAGGUAGACUGCCUGAAUUCAGAGCUAAAUUCUGCAUCAGCACCAAAAACAUCAAAUAUUACUGCAAGGAAGCAGCCUGCAAAGAAAGGUUUGGGAGGCGUGAAAAAAUCCGGCCUGGGCGCCACUAAAGUGAAGGCGAACUUUGCCGAACUGGAGCGCGAAGCGGAACUAGCCGAAGAGAGCCGAAUGGUCGCUGCCGAAGAAUCGCUGAAAUCCGUAGCGCGUUCGGCACAGGAACGCAGCGACCAAGAAGCUGCCGUGAAGCUAGCCUACAAGGAUAUCAGCGAGCAACAACAUAAACAGGAGGAAAGAUUGAGGAAGCAGGACCCCAAGAAGGCGGAUCAGUUCGAGAGGCUCGGCAUGGGGGUCAUGUCAAAGAGCGGAAUAAGCCAUUCGGCUCUGAGCGACAUGCAAACCAUAGAACAGGAGAAUCUCCCGUCUGCUCCGAGCACGCUAAGUUCGCUAGGCAAACUCCGACUGACGGACACCGAGAGUUUCUUCGACGACCACGGGUUCGGAAGCGGCGGGCUAUCCAGCGGUUUCGGUGGAUUCGGGAGCGGCAGCAGUUCGGGAGGAGGAGGAGGAGGAGGAGGCGUUAGCAAGAUAGAGGCUUACCUAGCGGAGGCGAAGAGCAAUAGCAAGGACAGUUGGGUUAUCAUCGAUGAUCCGCCGGAGAAACCCAAGAGUAAGAUAUAUUUAAGCACAGAUUAUUAGUAUGUUACAGAUACUUUUUGGAACCAUCCGUCGCAGUGCCACCAGAAGCGAUCAUUUUUUCCAGGAAAACUAUCCAACCAUGCUCAUGUCUUCUAUUAUUAUCAGUGCGAUGUAUUAUACACAUUUUAAUACUCUCACGCAAUCAAAUAAAUUCAGGAAUAAAUUGUAAGAAAAAUUGGU